Hippocampus comes (tiger tail seahorse) is the source of this 4962-nucleotide messenger RNA. It is a transcript of the gene rasgrf2b, whose product is annotated as Ras protein-specific guanine nucleotide-releasing factor 2b. Lineage: Eukaryota; Metazoa; Chordata; Actinopteri; Syngnathiformes; Syngnathidae. Gene Ontology annotation, biological process: Ras protein signal transduction. Gene Ontology annotation, cellular component: plasma membrane. Gene Ontology annotation, molecular function: guanyl-nucleotide exchange factor activity. The transcript is spliced from 29 exons. Bases 325 to 4191 code for a protein of 1288 amino acids. The record is from RefSeq and is a predicted model, not a curated record.
GUGUGUGCCGACAGUUGACCGUAGUCAAAAGCCGAUUACAGCUUAUCUCUUCUGUGCCAUUCCGCCCUCGUCUAACUUGAGGCUUCUCCAUGUCAUCGCCCAAGUUGUGAGCGAGCGCCAUGGAUUCCCCUUCGGCGUCUCCGGGCGUGAGGAGCUCCGCGGACGCUGUGCUUGCGCCAGCGGGGUAACUUUUACGCACGGCUCGGCGCCCUUGAGCCCCCCCCUCACCUCCCUUCCCCUGCAAGGAAACUUUUCCCACGGAGAUGGCCACGCGUUGAAUCGAAGAAAAAGAAGUUGAAAAAGAGCAACCGAGCCGCUCUUACGAUGCAGAAGAGCGUGCGUUACAACGAGGGCCACGCGCUCUUCUUGUCGGCCGUAGCGCGUAAAGAGGGCACCAAACGCGGCUUCCUAAGCAAGAAGACCGCUGAGAACAGCCGCUGGCAUGACAAGUUCUUCGCUCUUUACCAGAAUGUCCUCUUCUACUUCGACAAUGAACAGAGCGCACGCCCCGCCGGGAUUUACCUGUUGGAAGGCUGCACCUGCGAGCGCGCACCCGCACCCAAAAUGUCCACCACGGGGAAGGAAGCCCUUGAGAAACAGCACUACUUCCUCGUGGUCUUCGGCCAUGAUGGACAGAAGCCUCUGGAGCUGCGAGCGGAGGAGGAGGUCGAGUGCGACCAAUGGGUGGAGGCCAUUCAGCAGGCCAGUUACUCCGACAUCAUCAUCGAGCGAGAAGUGCUGAUGCAGAAAUACAUCCACCUGGUGCAGAUCGUGGAGACAGAAAAAGUGGCGGCCAAUCAGUUGCGCACACAACUGGAGGACCAGGACACCGAGAUCGAGAGGCUGAAGGCGGAGAUCAUUGCUCUGAACAAAACCAAGGAGCGUAUGAGGCCUUAUCACGUCAACCAUGAAACAGAAGAUCCGGACAUCAAAAAGAUCAAGAAGGUGCAGAGCUUCAUGCGGGGCUGGCUGUGUCGCAGGAAGUGGAAGAUCAUCGUGCAGGACUACAUCUGUUCUCCUCAUGCCGAAAGCAUGAGGAAGCGGAACCAGAUUGUCUUUAACAUGGUGGAAGCAGAGACAGAGUACGUCCACCAGCUCUACAUCCUGGUCAACUGCUUCCUCAGACCUCUGAGGAUGGCCGCCAGCUCCAAGAAGCCCCCCAUCAGCCACGACGACGUCAGCAGCAUAUUCCUCAACAGUGAGACCAUCAUGUUCCUGCAUGAGAUUUUCCACCAAGGCUUAAAGGCCAGGAUCGCUAACUGGCCCACUCUGGUGCUGGCCGACCUUUUUGACAUCCUGCUGCCCAUGCUGAACAUCUAUCAGGAGUUUGUGAGGAACCAUCAGUACAGCCUGCAGGUUCUGGCCAACUGUAAGCAGAACAGAGACUUCGACAAGCUGCUCAAACAGUACGAAUCCAACGCCGCCUGCGAGGGGAGGAUGCUCGAGACCUUCCUCACCUACCCCAUGUUCCAGAUCCCUCGCUACAUCAUCACUCUGCAUGAGUUAUUGGCACACACGCCUCAUGAGCAUGUGGAGCGCAAGAGCCUCGAGUUUGCAAAGUCCAAACUGGAGGAGCUGUCCAGAGUCAUGCAUGACGAAGUGAGCGACACUGAAAAUAUUCGUAAGAAUCUGGCCAUCGAGAGGAUGAUCGUGGAGGGCUGUGACAUCCUGCUGGACACCAGCCAAACCUUCGUCAGGCAGGGAUCUCUUAUCCAGCUGCCAUCGGUCGAGCGAGGCAAGCUCAGCAAGGUGCGACUGGGCUCGCUCUCCUUGAAAAAGGAAGGGGAGAGGCAAUGCUUCCUGUUCACAAAACACUUCCUCGUCUGCACGCGCAGCUCCGGCGGGAAACUGCACCUCCUCAAGCAAGGCGGCGUCUUAUCCCUCAUUGACUGCACUCUCAUCGAGGAGACAGACGCUGGGGAUGAAGAAUCCAAAGCUGGAGGACAGGUGUUUGGUCAGCUGGACUUCAAGCUGGUGGUGGAGCCGGCUGAUUCGGCUUUGUUCACUGUGGUGUUGCUGGCGCCCUCGCGGCAGGAGAAGGCGGCGUGGACCAGCGAUAUUAGCCAGUGUAUAGACAACAUCCGCUGCAAUGGCCUGAUGACCAGCGUCUUUGAGGAGAAUUCCAAAGUCACCGUGCCUCACAUGAUCAAAUCCGAUGUGCGUCUCCAUAAAGAUGAUGUUGACAUUUGCUUCAGCAAGACGCUCAACUCCUGCAAGGUCCCGCAGAUCCGCUACGCCAGCGUGGAGCGUCUGCUGGAGAGGCUGACCGACCUGCGCUUCCUCUCCAUUGACUUCCUCAACACCUUCCUGCACACGUACAGGAUCUUCACCGCCGCCAGCGUGGUCAUGGACAAACUGGCCGACAUCUACAAGAAGCCCUUCUCCUCCAUUCCCAUCAGGGCGCAGUACCACUCAUUUGACCGUCUGUCCAUCUCAUCCGUCUGUCCCGACUACGGUCUGAAGAUCAAGAAGAUAGCCCUGGAUCCGUCCAAGUCCUUGGAGUUGUUCUUCGCCACGAACCAGAACAACCGAGGCGGCGAGCACAUGAAUGACAAAUCUCCUCGUCUCUGCCGCAAGUUCUCCUCUCCCCCUCCUCUCUCCAUCUCCCCGCGCACUUCCUCGCCUGUGCCCGCCCGGAAGCUCUCCCUGCACUCGCCAGUCAGCGGCAGGGUGGGAGGGCUGGACCUAAGCGGCCCUCUCUCCGGCCUAAACCACAACACGUCCCAAUCGGCCGCCGGCAGCCCCACGUCGGUCCACACCCCGCAGACCCCAACGCCGACCACCUCCUCUCCGCCUCCUCCUCCUCCUUCCUGCACUUUUCCACCACAAGACCAAGUGCCUCCCAUUCCCUCGUCUCCCGAGCAGACUCCAAGCCUGAGCACGGAGGGGGAAGACGUGCCCAAGAUUGACCCUUUUUGUGGCAAACUAAGACGGAGCAUACGCAGAGCUGUCCUGGAGUCAGUGUCCCUGGAGAAAAUCAUUCCCGAGUCUCCCCAAGGCAGCGAAGCAGGAGACAUGUCCCCAUGUCGCUCGCCAUCCACACCGCGACACCUCCGCUUCAGGCCACCGGGAGUCCAGUCGGGGGAGAACUCCCGCUGCGCAGUUUCUCCUGCCUCAGCUUUUGCCAUCGCCACCGCAGCAGCAGGGCAUGGCACACCACCAGCGUUCAACAACCCCGAAAGAACUUGCGAUAAAGAGUUCAUCAUCCGACGGGCUGCAACCAACAGAGUUUUAAACGUGCUGCGGCACUGGGUCUCCAAGCACUCACAGGACUUUGAAAUGAACGGAGAACUGAAGAUGUCAGUCAUCUGCCUCCUGGAGGAAGUCCUCCGAGACCCGGACCUUCUGCCGCAGGAGAGGAAGGCCACUGCCAACAUACUCAGUGCCCUCUCUCAAGACGAGCAAGAUGACGCCCAGCUGAGGAUAGAAGACAUCUUACAGAUGGCAGACUGUCCCAAGGCAGAGUGUUUCGAGUCUCUGUCUGCUAUGGAGCUGGCUGAGCAGAUCACGCUGCUGGAUCACAUCGUCUUCAGGAGCAUCCCUUACGAAGAGUUCCUGGGCCAAGGCUGGAUGAAGUUUGACAAGACAGAGAGGACCCCAUACAUCAUGAAAACAAGUCAACACUUCAAUGAUAUGAGUAACCUCGUGGCGUCGCAGAUCAUGACCCACACCGACGUGGGCUCCAGGGCCAGCUCAAUAGAGAAGUGGGUGGCCGUGGCCGACAUCUGCCGCUGCCUCAACAACUACAACGGCGUCCUGGAGAUCACGUCGGCGCUCAAUCGCAGCGCCAUCUAUCGCCUGAAAAAGACCUGGGCGAAAAUCAGCAAGCAGACUAGAGCACUGAUGGAUAAACUGCAGAAAACGGUGUCCUCGGAGGGAAGGUUUAAAAAUCUGAGGGAGACCUUGAAAAACUGCAACCCUCCGUGUGUGCCCUACUUGGGAAUGUAUCUGACAGACUUGGCCUUCAUUGAGGAGGGAACGCCCAACUUCACAGAGGAGGGUCUUGUCAACUUUUCCAAAAUGAGAAUGAUUUCACACAUUAUCAGAGAGAUCAGGCAGUUCCAGCAGACGCCCUACAGGAUAGAGCAUCAAGUUAAGGUGACCCAGUACCUCAUGGAUAAGACGCUGAUCAUGGACGAAGAUACUCUCUAUGACCUCUCGCUGAAGAUUGAGCCCAGGCUUCCUGCCUGAUCAAUAACGGCCUUUGGCGAGCGGGAGCCUGCCAAACUUGGACCCCACCCACCCCCCAAUGAGGUCCACGCUAUCAUGUGAUGUCAAGCGAUCGAAUGAAGAAAAAGCCUGGGAAAGCUUUUACGAUUGUAAGCGUAAUGCUGGGAACACUUGAUUCGAGCGACUGGGCCGAUGGUCCUCAAGGACGGCAUGAGGGAGAUGAGCUUGAGGGUUUUGAGGAAACGGUGUGCCGCGCCGCCGCCCGCAUUCGCCAUUCCUCAGCGUGGUGCCGCUCGGUGGACGGAGUGGAUCGAUCGAAAUGUAGCAUACUGAGCGGGCGUGACAGCGAGUUACCUUAGCUAACGUCUCCGUGUUGUCGUCCGCGUUGUGUUGCGCUGCGUCCAUGUGCAAGAGCCGACGCCCCCCCAAAAAUGCUUUCUUCUGCAUGAUUUCAGUUUGGGGGUGUAAAUGUCUACAUGGCUUCCAGCUGCAUCUCUGACUCCAAUUUAACACUAUACAUCCUCGGUGGGCUGGGUAGGGCAUACAUGCCCUAAACCCAUGAAAUAUAAUUGAACGCGGGGGUAUUGAACCUGUUUAUACCACAGGCCACAUUGUAGUUGGGGUAAUGAUACAGCUUGGUUUUAAAUUCAAAGUUUGGUUCACAUUCAGAGCUGUAAGGGAAUACUGUACAUUGCAAAACAAACCCAAACCAGAACAGAUUUAAUGACAGCUUCUUAAAUCUUUUCUUUUUUUAGGACAUCUAAACAUCAAUUGUUUUACAUAGAAUGAAUU